UUGGACGAAUGAAAUAAACUUAUUUUGCACUUAAAAUUCAGUAAUUUUUGGUUUACUUAUUUAUAAUAAAAGCCUCGAAAAACGUCGGAAAAAGACUAUAAACUAAAAUAGGAGGACACAGGCGGGCUUGAUACAAUCAAUCUCACCGUGGACUAAGAAAAUAUACCAUAUUAUUCGUUAAUUAUCAGGCGUUGGAUGGUGUCCAACACAUGCUUUGUCAGAAAUCAAAAGAAAUUCAACGGUCAAGCUUUUCAUCAAACUUACACGCCACGUGUACAAUAUUUUUGUGUAAAAAUUAAAGACUGAACGGUGAGUCCAUGCCUGAGUUACCGAGAGAGUUGAAGAAGGAAAAUCGAAGAUAUAAAAAAAAAAUCUUUUAUCAUUUGAUUUAAGAUCUAGAGACGAGUUUGAUUGAUGACGAUCAGCCAAAACCACGACCUGGGUUCUUAAUUUCGGGGAAUAUCGGAAAGUGGGUCGGGGUCUGCUUGGGCCAAGAUGGGUGAUAAUGCAGCAGCUAUGCAGACGGCUAUAAACUCUGUUCAAGCUCUGGGGAGGGGCUUUGAUGUGAAUUAUGAUAUGAGGCUGCUGUACUGUAAAGGAGUUGCAGGGUCUAGAGUAGUUCAAGUUGAUGGAGAACAUACUAGGGAUCUUGUUUUGUAUGAUAACGUAGUUGUUUCUAAUGUUUCUUGGGAUAUCAAGAACUCGCAAGACUCUUUUGGCCGACAGAGCUCUGGCGUUUGCUCUUUUCAGGAGAUGGUGGAAUAUUUUAAUCACAGGGCUAAUUUAUCCGGAGAUUUCCCUCUUGGUAGUUUCAAUUCUGCUUUUAGCUUCACUGGUUCAAAGCAUAUAGAUGCUGCAGCCACAAAGACAUUAUCUAUGGAUGGUUUUUUUAUUCCGCUUGCUAAAGUUGAACUUAAAUCCCCAUUGGUCUUGCAAGAAAAUGUGAAACUGGCUGUCCCAACAUGUUGGGACCCAGCAUCUUUGGCAAGCUUUAUUGAAAAUUUUGGGACUCAUGUCAUAACUUCUGUAACUAUUGGAGGUAAAGAUGUGAUAUAUGUUAAACAACAUCAUUCAUCACCACUGUCAAUGAUGGAGAUUAAAAACUAUGUUCAGGACGUUGGAAAUCAGAGAUUUUCUGACAAUGACAGUCAGACAAGUUCAGGUCAAAUGAAAUUGAAGGAUAAGGUUGAUCCUGGAUUAUUCAACAGCCAAGGGAUAUACCCUCAACCUACCAGUGCACCAUAUCUUACUGGGAAAGAAAUUGCAUCUGAUUGUUGUUCCUGGUUGCUGGACUGGAGUUUCCAUGAUGUUACAGUCAUCUUCCGGAGGAGAGGAGGAGAUGAUUUGGAGCAAAGCCACACCCAAUGGGCCAAAACUGUUAAUUCUUCUCCAGAUGUAAUUCAGAUGACUUUCUUCCCUAUCAGUGCUCUUCUUGAUGGAGUAGUUAGAAAGGAGCAUCUGACACGAGCUAUUGAUCUUUAUCUCGAAUUUAAACCUCCGAUUGAAGAACUGAGAUAUUUUCUAGAGUUUCGGAUUCCUCGGUUAUGGGCUCCUGUACAUAAUAAGAUUCCUGGCCUACAAAGGAAGGAACCAGUUUGCCCAUCUCUGCAAUUCAGCUUGAUAGGGCAAAAGCUUUAUGUCAGCCAAGAACAGAUAUCAGUUGGUCGUAAGCCAGUUACAGGCUUGCGAUUAUCGCUUGAAGGAACCAAACAAAACUGCUUAUGUAUUCAUCUUCAACACUUGGCUUCUCUUCCAAAAAUUUUAUUGCCAAACUGGGACAGCCAUGUGGCUAUUGGUGCUCCCAAGUGGCAGGGACCUGAGGAGCAAGAUAGUCGAUGGUUUGAGCCAGUUAAGUGGAAGAAUUUUUCUCAUGUGAGUACAGCACCAAUUGAGAACCCCGAAACCUUUAUUGGCAACCUCUCUGGUGUGUACAUUGUCACCGGAGCACAACUUGGAGUAUGGGAUUUCGGAUCAAAAAACGUUUUGUACAUGAAGCUUUUGUAUUCUCGACUACCUGGUUGCACCGUUCGAAGAUCUUUGUGGGACCAUUCCCCAAAUGACAAAUCUAAGAAAGUUGCUGCUUUAGCCAACUCUGGUGACUCUAGUACAGGUUCAAAAGAGAACUUAACGGGCAACAAGUUGGCAAAGUUUAUUGACACGUCUGAGAUGAGCAAAGGGCCACAAGAUCCUCCAGGUCAUUGGUUGGUUACUGGCGGUAAGCUUGGCAUAGAGAAAGGCAGAGUAGUCUUAAGAGUAAAAUAUUCCUUGCUGAAUUAUUAAGUGAAAUUACAUAUUUUUGAGUGAUUUUGUGGGAAGAAGGAAAGGGGAGGGUGCGAGGGGCCUUGUAGAUGCAGAUGGAUUUUUGUUCUUCAUGCUUGUAAACAAAUACCAAAAUGAUGAACUGGGUUAACUGAAUGGGUUAGAACCUGUAUUAGGGUGGCUUUGCAUAUGAAAUUUCUUCCAAUUUUGAUGGC
Messenger RNA from Mangifera indica (mango), 2474 nucleotides. RefSeq names its product MACPF domain-containing protein CAD1-like. The coding region runs from base 496 to 2280 and encodes 594 amino acids. Gene Ontology annotation, biological process: regulation of salicylic acid mediated signaling pathway; plant-type hypersensitive response. Gene Ontology annotation, cellular component: plasma membrane. The transcript is spliced from 8 exons. NCBI's taxonomy places the organism in Eukaryota, Viridiplantae, Streptophyta, Magnoliopsida, Sapindales, Anacardiaceae. The record is from RefSeq and is a predicted model, not a curated record.